Gambusia affinis (western mosquitofish) is the source of this 6004-nucleotide messenger RNA. RefSeq names its product triadin-like. The coding region runs from base 310 to 4425 and encodes 1371 amino acids. NCBI's taxonomy places the organism in Eukaryota, Metazoa, Chordata, Actinopteri, Cyprinodontiformes, Poeciliidae. The record is from RefSeq and is a predicted model, not a curated record. Gene Ontology annotation, molecular function: signaling receptor binding. The transcript is spliced from 31 exons. Gene Ontology annotation, cellular component: sarcoplasmic reticulum; membrane.
AUCCCAGGCCCAACCUGCCAAAGGGCAAAGACACUGACUGUCUAAACUUGGUCUCUGUCACUCUGUCUCUCCUGCCUUUUCCUCUCGUGUAGCAUUAAAGACAAACGUUAGAAAAUAUUUGGACUUUUUGUCCGUCUGAUAAAAGAAAGGAAGUUCUAAUUUUUGAGAGUCUUGGCUUCAGAGUUUUUUAUGCUGGAAUACCCCGUCGGAUCAAAUCGUUCAGAGUGAGAAAAAUCCCAAUGUUUUGUCUUCAUGGAAACAUAAUCUGCCGAAGGAUCGCCUUUUCAGAAGGAUUUUAAUUCUGGAAGUAUGACUGAAGCAGCUGAAGCUCGAUCGUCAGUGACAACCACCAUGGUCAUUGACGGGAAGGCCGGAGAGGCCGGCUCGACGACUCUCCGGUCGUCAAAGAAAAUGUUUACAGAUGACCUCUACUCUACGUUCAGCUCCCCUCUGGCCUGGAUCCUGGUUCUGGCACUAAUCAUCACCUGGACAUGCGUCUUCAUCAUUAUGUUUGAUUUGGCCGACUAUAAGACCAUUGCAGAUCGCCCUCCUGCUGGGAUCAGGAAGGUUUUAAAGAGUUCAGGGCGCAGAGGAGGUCUCAGUAAGUUCGGUUCAGAUCCUGUGAAGGUGGUGAAUGAUGCUGUGGAUGAAUCAACAAACAUUAUUAGCGCCAUGUUCCGUUUCACUGCGAACCUCAUUGCUCCAGACGAAGAAGAAGGAAUGUUGUAUGCAGUGAGGAAAAAAGGAGAAUUUUUACCGCCAAGAAGUAAAGUUAUAGGAAUGCAAGUUCAGACAAAACUAGAAAAGGCAGAAGAAGCAUCAAAGGAAGAGGAGAAAGAAGAGGAUGAAGAUGAAAUAGAGGAGGAGGAGGAAGAGGAGGAGUAUGAAAUAGAGGAAGAGGAGGAAGAGGAGGAAGACGAGGAGGAGUAUGAUGAGGAAGGGGAAUAUGAAGAGGAUUAUGAUGAGGAGGAGUAUGAGUAUGAGGAGGAAUAUGAGGAGGAUAAAGAGUUAGCUGAUGAUGAGGAAGCAGAAGAAGAGCAGGAGGAAGAAGAGGAGGAGGAACAAGCAGAUGAGGAAGAGGAAGCAGUAAGCACUGAAGAAGUUGAAGAAGAGGAGGAGGAAGAAGAGUUGGGUGAAGAUGAGGAAACAGAGGAGGAGGAAGAUGCUUUAGCUGAUGAAGAUGAGGAUGAUGAAGAAGAAGGUGAGGAGGAGGAAGCAGUAAGCUCUGAAAAAGUCGAAGAAGGGGAGGAAGAGGAGGAAGAAGCACUAGAAUCUGAAGAAGAUGAGGAGGAGGAGCUGCAAGGAGACAUCCAAGAGAAGGAGGACGAAAAGGAGGAGGAAGGAGAGGAAGAGGAGGAGGAUGAAGGAGCUGAAUUGGAGGAAGCUGAAGAACCUGAAGAGGAGGAAGAUGAUGAAGCUCCUCCAUCAGCUGCAGUAGAGGCUGAGGAUGAUGAAGAGGAGGCAGGAGAAGAAGAUGAAAAAGAAAUGAAGGCAGACGCUGCAGCUGAUGAUGAAGAGGAGGAAAAGGAGGCCUCUGAUGAAGCUGCAGCUGCUGAUGAAGAGGAGGAGGAUGAAGAAGAAGAACCUGCAGCUGCUGAUGAAGAGGAGGAGGAUGAAGAAGAAGAACCUGCAGCUGCUGAUGAAGAGGAGGAAAAGGAGGCCUCUGAUGAAGCUGCAGCUGCUGAUGAAGAGGAGGAGGAUGAAGAAGAAGAACCUGCAGCUGCUGAUGAAGAGGAGGAGGAUGAAGAAGAAGAACCUGCAGCUGCUGAUGAAGAGGAGGAGGCGUCUCCUGAACCCGUUUCCACCUCAGACGAUGAAGAGGAGUCUCUGUCUCCUGAUUCCGACGUUCCCGUCGUCGUCAUAGACAGCGACGAAGAGGCACCGCUGCCUGACGAUGAUGAUGAUGUUAAAGAUGAAGAGCAUGAGGAUGACAGCAGUGACGAUGCAUUUGUGGAUUCCUCAGACAUCAGUGACUCAGCACUUCUGUCCAGUGAGGAAGAUGAUGAAGAUGACAGACUAGCAGCGACGACAGACAGCGAUGAGUUUAUCGCAGAGGACACUGAGGAAGACUUGGAUCUAGAUCUUCCUCACAUAGCAAUUUCUAGUGAUGAAGAUCUCAUCGUUAAAGAUGAGGAAGAUCUUUCUCCUCUACCACCUGUCGAUGAUGAUGAUGAUGGUGAUGAUGACCUAAAGGUUUCUGAGGAAGAUGAUCUGGACCAAUCAGACGACGUUUCUGUGGCUUCCUCUGAACUGUUUGCAGAUGAUGAAGAUGAAGGUAAAGAUGAAGACCUUGAUAAGGACGACCUCAUUGACCUUGAGGUUGAUGAAGAUGAAGAAGAUCUUGUCAAACCUUUACAGGAGGAAGAAAAAGAAGUAGCAGAGGAGGAAGAGGAAGAGGAAGAGGAAGAGGAAGAGGAAGAGGCGGACAUUCUUCCUUUGGUCAGCUCAGACAGUGGAGUGUUGGGCGACAAAGAUGAUGAUGAUGAUGAUGAUGAUGAAGAAGAUCUUGAUGAGGACUCUCUGAGUGAGGAUGAAGAUGAAACAGAGGAAGACGAUGUUGAGACCAGCUUGGAUGAUGAAGAGGAGAAAGAAGUUAUAGAAACAUUGGUUGGCACAGAGGAAGACAUUGAUGAAGCUGAGGAAGACGAAGGUGAAGGUGAAGAUGAAGACGAGGAAGAUGAAGACGAGGAAGAUGAUGAUGGACUUGAUGACAUCCUGUUGUCAGCCGCCAUUGCAGCAGCGAUCACUGGCCAGGAGGAGGCAGCAAAGACUGCAGUAGAUGAUGAAGAGGCUGAAGCUGAUGAAGUCAAGGUGGAGGAAGAUGAAACAGAAGAAGCUGAGACCAGCCAACCUGCUGCUCCUGAGGAGAAAGAUGAAGAGGAAGCUGAAGAAUCUGUUUCUAAGCCUCAGAAAUCCAUCGACAAAUCCGAAGAUAAGGAAGAGGAGUACGACGAAGACGGAGACGAAGAAAAGGCCACAGUGGAUGUGAUUAAACCUGUGCCUGAACCAGAGGAGGAAACAUCCAAAACAGAACCAGCAGAAUGUCCCUGCCUACAUUCUGCAAAGACAAAACAGACUGUCACCAAGACUGCAGAUAAAAAAGAUGCUCCCCGAAGGGUGUCGGCUGUGCGACGGAAAAAAGAACAGGAAACUGUGAAGAAGACAGAUGAAAAGCCAAAAAGACAAGCUCUUCCUAGAUUUCCGGCUCUGGAGCCAAAAGCCAGAAGAAUCCGAAGAUUAGGUCCUCUUCUGAAAGCUAAGAUAAAACAGAAGAGCAAGAUGUCAAAAACAGUGAUGGAGACCAAGGAACAGGAAGAUACCACAGAGUCUGCACAGGAAGUCAGUCCCUGCAGACCUGCUCCAGUUUACUGCCCGGCCCCCCCAGGAUGGUACGUUCAUCACAUCGUCACAGACAAUCCGUAUCCUCCUCCAACUAUGUCAGCUCCCUCUGCUCCGAUUGUGACCGUUCACCCUCCAGCUCCUCCAUCACAGCCUCCAUAUCAGCAGCCUCCUCCUCCACUAAUGCAGCCACUCUAUGCUCACUAUCAGCCUUAUCAGCCACCAGUGCAACCUGUAGAACCUUCUUCAUCAGUACAAGCAGAACAGCCAGAGGCUCCACAACCUGAACCACCGGUGGAGCCUGAGGCUCCGCCGGCAGCAGCUGAAGACCAGGAACCAGAGAAAGUUGUGAGAAAAGCUCCCUCAGUGAAGAAAGCUGCAAAGAAAAAAACUAAGGUUGCUGAUUCAGUAAAAGCUAAAGCUCCGAAAAAAGAGAAAAUCAAACUUUCUGCUGAGGCUAAAGAAGAGAAGCUUCCAAAGGAGAAAUCCAAACUUCCAGCUGAAGCUAAAAUAGAGAGGCCUGUAAAGAUGAAAUCAAAACUUCCAACUGAAGCUAAAAAAGAGAGGCCUGCAAAAGAGAAAACUAAAUCAAGAAAAGAGCCUGCAGCUGUACAGCAGAAGAGGAAAUCAGUGUCUAAGAGGACAGCGCCGGCUGUCAAGAGCAAAGUCAAAGCAUUCAAAGAUAAGAAAGAACCAGAAUCACGUCCACAGCCUCUGAGACUGAGGACAAGACUGGAAGCUGACAGGAGGACAAACGUGACCGCUAGAGCUGAGCCAAAGAAACCAAUCAGAGUUUCCUUUAAAUCAGAAAAAGCUGCAAAGGCUGAAAAGAAACCAGGCAAAGAAGCUGAAGAUAAAGACAAACAGCCAACGAAAACUCAGGAGCCUGAGACUGAAGACAAUCUUACAGAGAAGACAGAAAAGAAGAAACCGAGUCAGAAAUACUUCCAGUGCAUCUAUUUCCCAGGAAAACAUGCACACUAUCCUUUACGACCUUUCACCCCGGCCAUGUCUCCCUCCAUGUUGUCCCCUGCUGUACGGUCGAUGCUGGAGCAGCAGAGAGCAGCCAGAGCAGCGGGACACUGACCCGACUGACGGACAGAUCUCUAAUUCUGUGACUUCCUCUGUCUGUGAUUCAGACACAGGCAAGAAAACAAAAAGAGGACAGAUAGAUUUUAUUUUUACUUUACUGAUUUUUUCAGUGGUUGAGCUGCUGGGGACGCUUCUGAAAUGUUCUCAGUCUUUUGCACCCACAGCUACACGUUUACUGCAAUACAUUGUGACUAAGUUUAAGAUUUUCUUUGCAAAUACAAAAUACAUUUCCAAUCAACCCUUUGGUUUUUUUAUAUAUAAUUUUAACCACAAGGAAUUUGAAAGCUGACAGUUUUUACCUUUUUCUGCUUCGCUACUAAAUGUCACAGCAGUGACCUGCGCUGCUCCUGUUCAUCACAGAUCACCUGUGGGUGCAAGAGAUUAGCAUGCUGACAGUGAAGACUCCAAACCCAGAGGCUCCCACUUUUAUCCCAGCAGCUUCCCCGUCUCCUAACAUCCAGCAGUAAAAUCCAGCUGCAUGGUAAUAAAAACUGAGAGGCUCUCUAUCAGAGAGCAGGAUGGUGUCCUGGUUUAACCUUUAAAUAUUUAAAUUACAGGCAUUUCUCCUUUUAUAGUUUGAAUCCCAGAAAACAAGCUAAUUCCUUCCUUUUUUAUGCCAUCAAGUGAGACCCAACUGCAAUGCAAAAAGUUAAGUUUUACAAACAAAUGCAUAUGUAAAACUAAUUUUUAAAAAAAGAGUAUAUUAAAGAGAGAAACUAAAGUAGAAAAACAAAAGUGUUGUACUUUACUGUACAAAACAAAUUAUAGCAAAAAUGAAAAGCAGUGCAGUUUAAAUAUGUGGAAUUAGAACUGGGUAAUGUGGAGAUUUCUGCUUACUUAACAGAGUGUCAAAAUAAACAAUAAUAUUAAGAAAAUUGGUAGUUAUUUAUAUAUGUUAUCAGUAAAAUUGGAGAUAAAGACUUAAAUUACAUACAACAUCUGAAUUAUCCAUUAUGAAUAUUUUAGAUAACACAGAACUUUGAAAUAAUUAUAUUUCUAUUAUGCAUCAAAAAUACACUUAAUUAUUUUCAAAUAAUUAUUUUAAUUAUUUCCAUAUUUUAUUCGGUUAUUGAAACCUUUUCUCUCAAUGUUUUUCUUAAAUUGUGGCACCUUCAGGCCUCCGUAGAUAACGGUGGCGAAGCUGCAGGAGUUUUAACGUGACGCGUUUGGAGACGGGGAAACUGCAGGACAACUUAGACGUGACCAACUGAAGCGACGCGGUGAAAGAAUGUAGUUUUCUUAUCAGCCUGUGAACCGGGCCUGAUACGCUGUCGUUGUUUUACCUCGAUUCUUCUCGGUUCUGGUGAUGUGACUCAGCAACACGUUCACCGUUAUGGUUUCAUGACUUACUGAGCGCUGCCAGACAUUUCCUUCUGUUGUCUUAUUCAAUAGAAAUCUAUGCUACUGUAAAGGAACCAAAAGGGAGGUUCUACUCCCACAAUGUUUCUCUCCUGAUGGUUCUGUGCACAUGAUUAUCAUCAAAGAAUGUUGAAAAUAAAUAGUUUAUGUGACAGAAUAGUCCAGCAUACUUGUACUGCUGCAAAGGGACUAAAUAAAGCAGUUUCACAUGUGG